This is a messenger RNA of Oncorhynchus nerka (sockeye salmon), 545 nucleotides long. Its product is annotated as ferritin, middle subunit-like. The record is from RefSeq and is a predicted model, not a curated record. The coding region runs from base 1 to 531 and encodes 176 amino acids. The transcript is spliced from 4 exons. Gene Ontology annotation, biological process: intracellular iron ion homeostasis; iron ion transport. Gene Ontology annotation, cellular component: cytoplasm. Gene Ontology annotation, molecular function: ferric iron binding; ferrous iron binding. NCBI's taxonomy places the organism in Eukaryota, Metazoa, Chordata, Actinopteri, Salmoniformes, Salmonidae.
AUGGAGUCUCAGAUCCGCCAGAACUAUCACCACGAUUGCGAAGCUGCUAUCAACCGGAUGAUCAAUUUGGAGAUGUUUGCCUCCUACACCUACACUUCAAUGGCUUUCUAUUUCUCCCGUGACGAUGUGGCUCUGCCUGGUUUCGCGCAUUUCUUCAAGGAGAACAGCGACGAGGAGCGGGAGCACGCCGACAAGCUACUCUCCUUCCAGAACAAGAGAGGUGGACGCAUUUUACUCCAGGACAUCAAGAAGCCAGAAGGUGAUGAGUGGGGCAAUGGGCUGGAGGCAAUGCAGUGUGCUCUGCAGCUGGAGAAGAAUGUCAACCAGGCCCUGCUGGACCUGCACAAGAUUGCCUCUGACAAGGUUGACCCCCAUCUGUGUGACUUCCUGGAGACCCAUUACCUGAAUGAGCAGGUGGAGGCCAUUAAGAAGCUGGGAGACCACAUCACCAACCUCACCAAGAUGGAUGCUGUCAAAAACAAGAUGGCAGAGUACCUGUUUGACAAGCACACCCUGGGAGGCCAGAGCUAAACUACUUUCAUCCC